AUGAAACGACCGCGUAUGCAAUUAAAUCUUGAGGUAUGGUCUUGCCAUUUAAUUCGAUUGAGCUCGUGUGAAGUGAGAAGUAAAAUUGUGUAUGCUGGUACCCUGAGGAAACGGGAACUGGACAGGACCGAUGCGCAUUGCAGUCAUUUACCUGAUGCUUCUGGUGCCAAGUACCGCAAAAUCGGAAAAGCCACAAACGGCCUUCCGACUAAGGACAAAUGUUUGAACAUAUCCGCCAGAAUUCCAUGUAACUUCGCCAGUUUUGGAUCAUCAGGGGUAUAUCUUACACCCACAAGCAUUCUCCACAGGGCGUUUAAAAUAGGAAUGCUGAACAACGAGGGCAUGCCGAGGGUACCUUCCCCGCCAUUGGUCUCCUUCAGAAGGUAUUUGACCAGCUCCUGGGACUCAUCUUCCAGCAGCGUGGACAUAUCGUUGGUGCCGAAGCCAAUCUCGCGGAGGUGGCGCACUAGGAAGCGACGCUGUUCGAACCAGAAUUCUCCAUCUGUCAUUAUGAUUCCUGAAACAAAAUCUAGACAGAUAGACCUUGCUCACUGCAGAUUCCUGAAAUUUCCAUUUCCGGCAGGCGUGAACCCGUCCUCCCAGUCCGUGGACGGAGGACUUUCGUUCGGCAUUCGGCUGAAGUUGAACCUCUGCAGAAGAGCUGUGAUGAAGAGGAAAAGGUUGCCUCUUGCCAGUGCUUCCCCUAUACACCUACGUUUACCCAAUCCAAACGAUAGUCAGUUACCUGAUGCUUCUGGUGCCAAGUACCGCAAAAUCGGAAAAGAUACAAACAGCUUUCCGACCAUCGACAUGUGUUUGAACAUAUCCGCCAGAAUGCCAUGUAACUUCGCCAGUUGUGGAUCACCAGAAUCAUAUCUUACACCCACAAGCAUUCUCCACAGGGUGUUUAAUAUCGGCGUGCUGAACAACGAGGGCACGCUGACAACACCUUCUCCGCCAUUGGUCUCAUUCAGAAGUGAAACGCCUGUUGCCUAUCCUACAGUAUGUUUGCCGCGUAAACUUGGAAAAUGUGCCGAAAAUUAUUGCUUGUAUGUACUCCAUAAUGUUGCGAAGAGCUUGGGCGAUCCUGACUUUGAGUUAAUUGAACAAGACCCGGACGAAGAUGAAGGAAAUCAUGAGAAUGCCGAACUUCAUCUCCGCCAGCUAGGUCAACAACGAAUACUUAGAAAUUCUGAUAUGCACGCCGACACGGAGCAGCUGUUAGCGAUGCUGACAUUGCGGUUUUUCCCGGCUUCCGAGAAAACGAAUUGCGCAAAAACUAGCUUUGGUUCCGACGUAGAAACAAAAAUGGAGGAGGCUGAAUUAAAGGAGCGCUUGAUGAAUGCUGGAGCUAUUUUGGCAAUCCAUCAUGUAGCUUCCAAGGAAUCACCAUCCUGCAGCUCUCAUCCAAAGGUAGUUUUCAAAGAAUCAUCAGAACCAUCUUGUUCAUUCUGCUCCCAGAAUGAGAAUGAUGCGUUAUCUUCGACAGCACUAGAAAAAUUGAACACCAGUUUCGUAGACCUGUUCCCGACUCCUGAAUUGAAAACUGUCAAUCAAACAAGACGCAAUGCGAUUAAUUCAUCAGCUCAAGUCGUUACCAGGACAGAGUUAUCAACGAUUUCAUUGCCUAAAAAUUCGGGAAAUAGAAAAAAAACUGACAGCAAAAACGAGACAAAAUAUAUCCGUUGCAGCAUCGUCAAAAAUGACUCGAAACAAGACUACAGAAUCGUGAUACUGUUUAUUUUCAAUAUUUUCAAUAUUUUCAAUAUCUUCAACAUGUCCAACAUGUCCAACAUGUUCAACAUGUUCAACAUGUCCAACAUGUUCAACAUGUUCAACAUGUUCAACAUGUUCAACAUGUUCAACAUGUUCAACAUGUUCAACAUGUUCAACAUGUUCAACAUGUUCAACAUGUUCACAUUUUCAAUAUUUUCAAUAUUUUCAAUAUUUUCAAUAUUUUCAAAAUUUUCAAUAUUUUCAAUAUUUUCAAUAUGUUCAAUAUUUUCAAUAGGUAUUUUCAAUAGUUUCAAUAUUUUCAAUAUUUUCAAUAUCUUCAAUAUAUUCAAUAUUUUCAAUAUUUUCAAUAUUUUCAAUAUUUUCAAUAUUUCAAUAUUUUCAGUAUUCAAUAUUUCAAUAUUUUCAAUAUUUUCAAUAUUUCAAUAUUUUCAAUAUUUUCAAUACAAUAUUCAAUAUUUUCAAUAUUUUCAAUAUUUCAAUAUUUUCAAUAUUUUCAAUAUUUUCAAAAUUUUCGAUAUUUUCAAUAUUUUCAAUAUUUUCAAUAUUUUCAAUAUUUUCAAUAUUUUCAAUAUUUUCAAUAUUUUCAAAAUUUUCAACAUUUUCAAUAUUUACAUUAUUUUCAAUAUUUUCAAUAUUUUCAAUAUUUUCAAUAUUUUCAAUAUUUUCAAAAUUUUCAAUAUUUUCAAUAUUUUCAAUAUUUUCAAUAUUUUCAAUAUUUCAAUAUUUUCAAUAUUUUCAAAAUUUGCAAUAUUUUCAAUAUUUUCAAUAUUUCCUAUAUUUGCAAUAUUUCCAAUAUUUUCAAUAUUUCCAAUAUUUUCAAUAUUUUCAAUAUUUUCAAUAUUUGUCAAUAUUCUCAAUAUUUUCUAUAUUUUCAAUGCUUUCAGUAUAUUCAAUAAUUUCGAAAUUUCAAAUAUAUUUUCAAUAUUAUCAAUAUUUUCAAAUUUCAGUUUCAAAAUUUUCCAAAUUUUGAAGAUUUUCAAAAAUUUCAUGAUUUUCAAAAUUUUCAAUAAGUUCAAGGCUUUCAAAAUUACCAAGAUUUUAAAAUGUCAGCCGGAUGAAGGUAGAUCUUUCUACCGGUAA
Acanthoscelides obtectus is the source of this 2817-nucleotide messenger RNA. The record is from the annotation of a GenBank genome assembly. Lineage: Eukaryota; Metazoa; Arthropoda; Insecta; Coleoptera; Chrysomelidae.